Molecule: messenger RNA, 3437 nt
Organism: Benincasa hispida (wax gourd)
Lineage: Eukaryota; Viridiplantae; Streptophyta; Magnoliopsida; Cucurbitales; Cucurbitaceae
Product: GRAS family transcription factor
Source: RefSeq, a predicted model, not a curated record
CGGGGUGGACUCAGUCUACUAGGAUUCGGCUUAAAGAAAACUUGGAAGUUAUUUUUUUGAAAACCCCCAGCCGUCACUUCCCGUCUCACGACCUCUCUCUCCCUCAUCUCUUUCAGCAUCUCUCUCGAUCCCAUCCCAUCCUCUCUCUCGCUCAACUUCCUCACUCCGGCUGCCGCUGGCCGUGCACCACCGCCGCUGUUGCCCAUAUUACGAGAGAGCAGAUCUCCUUCUCUCUCUCUCUCCAGAAUCGUCUCUACAGCUCUGCCCAGCGCCGUCCUACCUCAGGUCGCUGCACACGGCAUCCUCCCAUCACGAUUUCAUCUGCAGUGCUCCCAUCCCGAUCAGGAGACGGCCAGGUUGUUCCAACGCUCACAUCUUCGUUCCGGCGAGUGAACCUGUGAUUUUUGGGUCUCAAAACGCUUUAGUCUCGUGACCCACUAUCCAAAAGAUCUCAUAUUCGUUUACCCACGACCCAGUGAGUUUGGAACGGUGAAAUCAAGUCGUUUCGUAGUCAACCCGGCAAAGAUUCAGAUCGCGUUGGCUGAAUUUUCGUUGGUAAAGGCAAAAAAAGGAUGUGCAGAGUGUACGAUAAGGUGGUCUAUUGACGUGACGGUGCCACAAGACUAGUAAUGUCGUAAUGACCCCAAAUAGAGAACUUAGAAAGUCGGGUCAUUACAUAGGUAAUCAUUCUUUUGGGAUUCAAGCACAAGAGGGCACCCAUGGGAGGCCUAGAUUUCAGAAUACCAUUUUGAGUCAUGACUUUCAAGAUUUUAAUUGCCUUCUCCCCAAUCCAUUACCGAGUAACAUAGCCUCAAGUUCCAGUAUUAUAACCUCAUCUUCUAAUGGUACGAGUCAUGAGGAAGAUUAUCUGGAAGAUUGCGAUUUUUCUGAUGCUGUUUUGACAUUCAUAAAUCAGAUUCUCAUGGAAGAAGAUAUGGAGGACAAGACAUGCAUGCUUCAAGAUUCUUUGGAUCUUCAAGCCGCUGAGAAAUCAUUCUAUGAUGUCCUCGGAAAAAAGUAUCCUCCUUCCCCAGAGCCAAAUAGAUCUCUGGCCAAUCAGUACAGUGAUAGCUUGAAUGAAGAACGUUGUGGAGAUAGUAGUAAUUACCUGAAUGGUUACAGUAAUACUUCUUCUUGUGGUGAUGAUAACCUCUUUCAAACUCUGAGUGAAAAUGUAAUUCAAAUCAGAAGCACUUUAGGUGAUACCAUUUCUCCAUCAUCUAAUAGUUCCUCAAAUAGUAUAGCUAGUGGGGCUGAUGGGUGGGUGGACUUCUCGAAUAAUACAAUUCAAGUUCCUGAGCCUAAUAACAGAAGCCAGUCUAUUUGGCAGUUUCAAAAAGGGUUUGAAGAGGCGAGCAAGUUUUUACCCAGUGGAAACAAGUUGUGUCUUGAUUCUGAGUUUAACGGGUCAGCAACUCAGGGUCCGGACGAGGGAACGAGCCAGAUAUAUUUGAAGGCAGCAAGAAAGGAUCAGAGGAAUAUUUUAUCACUUGAAUCACGUGGAAAAAAGAAUCCUCAUGAUGAGAAUGGAGAUUUGGAAGAAGAGAGAAGCAACAAGCUAGCAGCUGUAUUUACAGAGUCAACCUUGCGAUCUAAGAUGUUUGAUAUUGUGUUGCUUUGUAGUGCUGGGGAGGGGCAUGAACGGUUAGUUUCAUUUCGACAGGAAUUACUUAAUGCUAAAAUCAAAAGCAUGGUGCAGAAUGGGCAACUAAAAGUGUCUAAUGGUGGAAGGGGUCGUCGGAAGAAGCAAAGUGGGAAAAAAGAGGUUGUGGAUUUGAGAACUCUUCUAAUUAGCUGUGCUCAAGCUGUUGCAGCUGAUGACCAUAGGAAUGCCAGUGAGCUUCUAAAGCAGGUCAGACAACAUGCUUCUCCUUUUGGGGAUGGAAGUCAGAGGUUGGCUAGUUGUUUUGCUGAUGGUCUGGAGGCACGCUUGGCAGGUACUGGUAGCCAGAUUUACAAAGGUCUAAUUAAUAAAAGAACAUCCGCCGCUGAUGUAUUGAAAGCUUACCACUUGUACCUUGCUGCAUGCCCAUUUAGAAAGAUCUCUAAUUUUACUUCAAACAGGACUAUAAUGAUUGCUGCAGAGAAUGCAACCAAGCUUCAUGUCAUAGAUUUUGGUAUCCUUUACGGUUUCCAGUGGCCGACUUUAAUCCAGAGAUUGUCAUGGAGAAAAGGUGGACCUCCAAAACUUCGAAUCACUGGAAUUGAAUUUCCCCAGCCUGGGUUUCGUCCUGCAGAGAGAGUUGAGGAGACAGGGCGUCGUUUGGCAGCCUAUGCAGAGAGUUUCAAUGUGCCGUUUGAGUAUAAUGCUAUAGCAAAAAAAUGGGAAACUAUUACUGUCGAAGAUCUCAAUAUUGAUCAAGACGAGUUCCUAGUUGUUAACUGUUUGUAUCGAGCAAAAAAUUUGCUUGAUGAAAGUGUUGCCGCAGAGAGUGCUAGAAAUAUUGUUCUUAAAUUGAUACACAAAAUUAGUCCUAACUUAUUUAUCAGUGGCGUUGUCAAUGGGGCAUACAAUGCUCCUUUCUUUGUUACCCGAUUUCGAGAGGCUUUGUUUCAUUUUUCUGCUAUUUUUGAUAUGCUUGAAACUGUUGUACCUCGCGAGGAUUGGGAGAGAAUGCUGUUGGAGAGAGAGGUCUUUGGCAGGGAGGCUUUAAAUGUUAUAGCAUGUGAGGGAUGGGAGAGAGUGGAAAGACCAGAAACAUACAAGCAGUGGCAAUUUCGGAUCAUGAGGGCUGGAUUUGUGCAACUGCCUUUUGUUCCUGAGAUUUUCUCGAGAGCGGUUGAAAAGGUACGAUCAAGUUACCACAGAGAUUUUCUGAUUGAUGAAGAUAGCAGAUGGAUACUUCAGGGAUGGAAAGGUCGAAUUAUAUAUGCCAUUUCUGCAUGGAAACCUUCUGUGGAGUAAACAUGAAUAUGGGAUCGUGUUAGUCACAUAUGCAAGUGUCUUUUGGCCCUUAGCUGUGCAAACUGAAAGGGAUUGCUCAAGGACCAAGGGGGUAACUACUAUGUUAACUGUGGAGCUGGGGAAGUGUUGAGGAAAGCUCCAAUGCCCCAUGUUAGACCAAAUCGACAAAACUUCUUCUCUCCCCAGGUAAGAUAAAUCUGUAUUUUAGCAAAUGUCUUUCAAGGUUCAAUUGGAUAAUCAACAAGGGGCUAUCAGUGUCAUUUGCCCUACCGGCACGGUUUGGCAUACAUAACUGAAAAUUAUUGCCCUUUGCCCUUUUUUGUUUUAACUUGAGAGUGUUCAUCACAAGAAAUUAUGAACCUCUCUUCUUUUACGUGCCCAGAAUUUUGUAGUGACAGUGUUGUACUUGAAUCUCAAUAUAGAUACAUUUUCUGAUAGAACUACAGAAACCAUUAUUUUGUUUGUUUCUCAUUUUCUUCAUGAGAAAACUCAAAAAAAGUGCAUUUCUAGAAUGACAUUUCCACUUGAAGUA